AUGGAAGAGUUUGGGGCUGCCUUGGAAGAGUGUAACUUGAUUGACUUGGGUUUUUGUGGUUAUAAAUUCACUUGGAAUAACAAACGGCCUGGUGCAGCAAACACUAGAGAAAGGCUUGAUAGAGCAGUCGCAAACAAGGAGUGGCGGGAUAUGUUUCCGACAGGAACGGAUAAUAAUUUCCAAGGUAGAAUAGCUAGAGGCUUUAAAUUUGAAGAACGGUGGCUUUUAGAGGAGGAUUGUGGAAAUGUGGUUGAUGAAGCUUGGGCUCAGACGGGUGGGGCCGAUUCUCCUAUGGCCAUUGUUAGUGCUAAAAUUAAUCAUUGUGGGGCUGUUUUAGAUGCGUGGGGGUCGUCGAGGACAAAGCCUGAGGUGGCGGAAAUAAAAAGAUUGAAAAAAGUGCUUGAAAGGCUUCAUAAUGGCGUUCAAAACGAAGCGACCAGGUCUGAGUUUUUGGCAGCUAGUAAAUAG
Messenger RNA from Quercus lobata, 468 nucleotides. RefSeq lists its product as uncharacterized. The transcript is spliced from 2 exons. The record is from RefSeq and is a predicted model, not a curated record. Bases 1 to 468 code for a protein of 155 amino acids. Lineage: Eukaryota; Viridiplantae; Streptophyta; Magnoliopsida; Fagales; Fagaceae.